AUGAUAGCCGGUAUGAAAAAAGUCACCCCGCGCUUUGUCCGUGAAACUCCAAAAAGUUGCACUGAACUCAUGAACCUGUCGUUUUGGCACAGGUCGAACGGGAACCACCUGGGCAACGGGCUAGUGGCAUGGGAGCCGGGCUCGGCGAGUCCGCGCUCAUCGGGCGCGGCUGCCGGCGUGUUGACGUGGCGGGCGAGCGGACGGGGCGCCUCCACGCUACUGCGGCACGCGUCAACCCGCGCCUGCCCCGACCACGACGCAUCCCCCACCACACCGCGACCCGAGCACCCUGCCGCACCACCCGCACGCACGCCGCAUUCCUACAGACGCCACCCGCCCUGCCAAAACUCCGCACAAAGGGCUCCGGACUUAACACUCUAA
This is a messenger RNA of Danaus chrysippus (African queen), 381 nucleotides long. Lineage: Eukaryota; Metazoa; Arthropoda; Insecta; Lepidoptera; Nymphalidae. The record is from the annotation of a GenBank genome assembly.